GAUUGUAAUACUUAGAUAGGAAUUACGUAGAUGAUGUUAGAUAAUAUGGAGACUAAACGUCGAAUGUCAGGAGGACAUACUUAUUUACAAUGGACUUUUUCGUUAUUCGCAAAUAUUCCACUUUUCCUCUACGGUAUUGAAAGUGGUUGGAUCUCUCCCAUAUCAAAAUGCCUCCAAUCAGACAAUUCUCCCACUGGAUACCCUGUCUCAGAUGAAGCACUCAACUGGAUUGUCAGCUCAAUGAGCUUUGCUGCAAUAUUUGGUGUACCAGUAUAUGCGUACAUCGCUGAUGCUUUUGGAAGACGGUUGGGGGUAAUAUUACUGGCACUUCCACAAGCGAUAUCAUGGAUUAUAAGACUGUCAUAUUCUUCUACGACAACUCUCAUCAUUGCCAGAAUUAUCUCAGGCCUAGCGUCUGGAGGUUGUUUCAAUAUUGUUCCAAUAUAUGUGAAGGAAAUAAGCCAAGACAAUAUAAGAGGAACUUUGGGAACUCUGUCGACUCUAUUACAAACUCUAGGUGUACUUCUCACAUUUAUCAUAGGAGCCUAUUUGGACUAUUUUACGAUGAACUGUAUCAUAAUGAUUUUUCCGAUAUUGGCCAUACUAUUAAUGCUCAAAGCUCCCGAAUCUCCUGCCUAUUUGGUAAAACGAGGCCAAAUUGAUGAUGCAAUUAAUGCAGUUGCUCUCUUGAGAGGUCUAAGCAAAGAUGAUAAAGAUGUCCUCAGUAUUGUGGACGGGAUGAAAAAGGAAGAGGAUUAUUUUCAAUCUUUACCUAAAAUUACUCUCCUAAAUAUAUUACGACGAAAAUCCUGGCGAAUAGCUUUUAUUCUAUCAAUGCUGACGUUCACCUUCUUUGAAUUGAACGGAGCAAUCGUUAUUGUCACAUAUGCCUCAACAAUAUUAAGUUCUACGGGGGUAGAAUUUAAUGUACGUCCAGAAAUACAGGCCCUCAGUUUUCCCAUUGUGAUGAUACUUGGCUCUCUUAUGGUUGCCACAUGCGUUGAGAGGGUUGGUAGAAAGCCACUUCUGAUAAUUGCCUUUUUAGUUUCCUCUGGUUCCAUGUUCUGUAUGGCGAUAAUGAUGUUAAUAGAAAUUAACGGCGGCUCUGCACCGGAUUGGCUGCCAGUUUUGGUUAUGAUUUUAUGUGUGUUUAUGUACAGUGGUGGGGUCCUGCCUCUAUCCUAUAUCAUGAUGACGGAGAUGUUUAGUUUUCAGAUCCGCGCCAAGUUGGUGGGCUUGGUAAUAACCUACGCUUGGUUCUUAACCUUUUGGGUGUUCCACAUUCAUGCAUUACUAUCAAACAAUCUGGGAAAAUAUUCUGCAUUCUUGUUUUACGGCUUGAUAAAUCUUGCUGGUGCCGUAUUUGCAUUUAUAUGGCUUACAGAAACGAAAGGGAAGACUGAAGAAGAAAUUCUAAAAACUAUAGUUAAAGGCACAAGAAGUAAAAGGGAUCAUAUCGAAACUCCUAGUGAUAUUUAAUAGGGCAUUAAAAUAAAUAAAAAUAAAAAUAAAAUCUCCAUUU
This is a messenger RNA of Maniola jurtina (meadow brown), 1522 nucleotides long. RefSeq names its product facilitated trehalose transporter Tret1-like. Gene Ontology annotation, biological process: transmembrane transport. Lineage: Eukaryota; Metazoa; Arthropoda; Insecta; Lepidoptera; Nymphalidae. Gene Ontology annotation, cellular component: membrane. The coding region runs from base 31 to 1479 and encodes 482 amino acids. Gene Ontology annotation, molecular function: transmembrane transporter activity. The record is from RefSeq and is a predicted model, not a curated record. The transcript is spliced from 7 exons.